UUUCCAGUACAUAGAUCCACUUUCAUGUUUCUUCCACUCUCUGACAGGCGCCACAUGCUCAUGUAGAGGUCCUGGCUCCCGAGUCCUGACCCCCCACAUUAUCUUGUCCACAUGGAAGUGGGAGAAAAUGAUAAAGUCCAGAUCUGGUCCACAAAUUCACAGCUCUCCUUCUUCCUAUCUUCUUUUCAUUUUAGUAUUUGUUUUUCUCCUCCCCCAAGACUUGACCCAUACAUUCCACCUCUCUCUCUCUCUCUCUCUCUCUUAACAUUAUAAGAAAAGGUCGUCACUACUUGUCAUUCUUCCAAGCUGAUAUUCAGCAUUGCCUCCAUAUAAUAAACUGCAGACACCAGCAUAUGCUCCAGGCUCUAGCUAGAUUCAUUUCCUUGAUCCAGCCAAAAGACAAAGUAUUCUUUUGUUCUGCGAGGAAAAGCAAAAAAACAUUAAUACUUUGCUUUGCAGAACUUCCUUGCAGAUUUAUAUUGAUGGUACUUAGAAGGUGGGGACUAGAGGUAACUUUUUGGUCUUGGGGUCCCCAACCAUUUCUUUUUUUGUUACUUGAGUUUUGCAAAGGAUAUGGUCUGCCUUGUUCUGUAAAAUUCCCAUAGAACAACUUAAUUUACUGUUCAUGGAUAGGGAUAUUAUUUGAGUUUAUGUACUUUCCUCUUCGUCUCCUUCAUUCUGUUCCUUGGCUAUUUCCUUUUUUUUUUCAGAAAAUUCUCUGAAACUCCAAAAGAAAAGUAACUCUAAAAGAAACAAGCCACUGAGCUUUCCCUACAGAGUGAUACUUUACAUAAAGAAGCCUUAGUGCAGUGUUUCUGUCCUCCAAGUAGCUGGAAAAAACAACGACUUCAGGAAAGAUUGAAGUUCUAUUAUGGUCGAAGCCAAAUUCUGUCAAUGUGUGAUUUUACUAUCUCAAGUAUAAUCUUAGAUUCUGCAACAAAAUAUACCUGGAAUCCUGUCGCUUUGUUAUCCAUUCUUGGAGAUGGAAUCUUAACGGAAGUGCAGCAAGUGUAAUUUGUGGAAUAGGAACCAGAAAAGAGAAGGUGAAAAUGUCUGCAAAGCUUUUGCGUACCAUGACUGAUGACAAUCAAGAUUUGCAGAAGCAAAUUGGGUGCAUGAAUGGAUUCUUUCAGCUCUUUGACCGUCGCCAUUUUCUCGCUGGGCGACGCAUCAACAGCCAUGACCACAAGAGACUUCUUUCAGGUCAAAAUGGUAGCCCGGCAAGAGAGCCUGACAGUACAUUACAGAGAGUUAAGGAAACAAAUCCAAAGAACCUUGUGAAAGAGAGACAUAGAGUCUCGACAGAAUCAUCCAAAACCUCUCUUUCAUCCUCCUCAUGCUCAUCUAGCUUCUCCUCUCUUGACUAUAAAAUAGCUCAAUUUGAGUCAUCUUCAUAUAACCAACCCAGUUUUCCUGAAACCCCCACUCGGCCCAUGAACAAACCAAAUGCGUCUUUGCAAUCAAGGCAGCAAUCCCACGACCUCCGAGAUGUUGUUAAAGACUCCAUCUACAGAGAAGCCCGUAUAUUAUCAGUAAAAACUUGUAGAAAGGAGGAAGCAGUGGGUAGUACAUUAAAAUACAUCGACUCACCGCGGCCUUUGCAGCUUCCCAACUCUAUCAAGCCCAGAGCUUCUAGUGCCAAUGAUUCGGUUUGCGUUCUUGCUAAACUCCAGGAAUCAAGGAAUUACAAGGAAGAGAAAGCUAGCCUUAAGCUGUUGUCACUGAAGGAGGCUCCUAGGCUCUCUUAUGAUGGAAGGGUAUCACAAGAUGCAUCCAAGUCUACCAUAAAGUUAAAGGAACUCCCAAGGCUGUCAUUGGACAGCAGAGUAGGCUCCAUAAGGGGUUCCGCCUCGGAAACAAAAUCAAAUUUUCUUUUGAAGGAUCUGCAAAGAAGGUCGGAAAACUCCAGCAAUAUGCUUAACCAGCAGCAAGAACCAGAAAGUUCCAAACGAUCAUCCACCAUUAUUGCGAAGUUGAUGGGAUUGGAAGCUUUCCAACAAUCACCAUUGACCAACGAGAAUCCAUUAGGGUUCAUCAGUAACUGCCAAACGGAGAAAUCUGACCACUUCUCAAACUCAAGAACAACUGAUGGAAACAAGCAAAAUCAAAUUCCUAGGUCCCCAAGGAAAUCACACAAGGACCCCAUCCAAGCCAGGUUGAAAAAUGAUGAUCAUGUUAUAAGGCCUACCUCAGGAUCAAGAUUUCCAGCAGAACCAACUCCGAGGAGGCAGCCAGAUGGCAACCAGAGUUCUCAACAAACUAGUUUCGGGCAUGGGAAAGUAACCACAAAAGCCUCAAACUCUUGCCCCUCUGUUUAUGGUGAAAUCGAAAAAAGGUUGGCUGAGCUGGAGUUCAAUAAAUCUGGCAAGGAUCUCAGAGCUCUUAAACAGAUACUUGAAGCAAUGCAGAAGCCUAAAGAAGCAUUAGAUACAAAAAAAGAGCAGGCUUCGGAAUUUGCAUCUCAAAGAAGAAACUAUGGCAACUCUCUGCAAAGCUCAAAUUUAGCUAGCCCAAGAAAGCUACAAAAUAAGGACCCAAUUUCUGACACAAUCAAGGGGUCACAUUCUCCAAAGAGUUAUAGACCCCCAACGGCCGUCAUGAAACCAGUUAAAGUAAUUAGAAGAACAAGUGACUGCGCUUCCAACAUAAUCCCAAUUGAAAGGAUGUCAAGACCCAACAAGCAUGCUGACACUGCAAAUGGGAGAAAGGUUGACACGCUAAGAGCAAAAGAUCUAGCUCCAGGAAGCAAUUAUCUAAAAGACCAUUUCAGUUCACUUUCUUGCUCCACUGAUAAGAAAACCAAUGCGAGAACUUCAAAAUCAACAUCAGCUUUAACGGCACCCCGACACAUAAUUGGAGAAAACAACAUGAGCUCAGCAACUGUGAGCCCCAGACUGCAACAAAGGAAGCUCAGAUCGCAGAAGCAGUCACCUCCUACCAUCCCAUCUUUAGAUUCAAGCAAUGCCAUCAGGCAACCUACUAGACAACCCAUGGGAUCAAACUCCCCUAGUAGAAAACUCAAACUAAGAUCUCCCAGUUUGCAGCAAUGCAAUGACCAAUUGAGUGAGACCAGCAGUGGCAUGAGAGAUUUAAGUCACCAAGGUGACACCAUUUCUCUGCAAUCUGAAAGCAACAUUAGCUUGUGCUCCGAUAUUGACAUGGAAAUUCUGAGAACCAAUCAAUCUGACAAGAUCAAUACCACCUUCUCCCAGCAGGAUGGCAAGAAACAAAAGAAUCCAACAGGGUGCAUCGAAGACAGGUUGAUAGUCGAACCGUCAAUAGCUACCCUGGAACAACCAAGUCCUGUCUCUGUUCUUGAUGCUACAUUUUAUAGAGACGAGUCACCAUCUCCUGUGAAGAAGAUAUUAAAUGCCUUCGAAGAUUAUGAGGCUCAAGAUCCUGAUGAAGGGGAAUGGGUUCCAUCAGAUCUAGCUCAAUUUCCAAAGGGCACAAAACCCAGUUUCAGUGCUUACAUUGAUGAUAACAAAUCAGAAAGCAUCCGGCUUGUACUUCAAAAUCUUCAACAAAUAAACUAUACUGAAGAGAACCCCAUCACUGACUACACCACGGCCCUCCACGAGAGCAUGAAUUCAGACCACAGAUACAUUUCAGAAAUAUUGUUAGCAUCAGGUCUCCUCAGAGAUCUUGACUUUGACUCGAUGACCAUUCAGCUCCAAGCAUUAGGCCACGCCAUCGAUCCUGAGGUGUUCCUUGCAUUGGAACAAACAGAGGCAAGUGCAGGGCUCUUGAAUGAUAAACUAAGUGGCAAAAAGAUUGUUAAAUCAGAACACUCUGAAAAAAUUCAAAGAAUACUCGUAUUUGAUACUGUUAAUGAAAUUCUUGCUCAAAAGUUGCUGUUAGGAGGUCCUCUAGGGAAGUGGUUCUCACCAAACAAGCUAGCAGGAAGAAAACCAAGAGGGCAGCAGCUUCUGGAAGAAAUGUGUUCAGCAGUAGAUCAGCUACAGAAUAAUCACUUGAACAGAAGCCUAGAUGAGGGAGAUGACAGUUUGAGGAGCAUCAUAUCAGAAGAUUUAAUGCAACAAUCCAUGGAUUGGAUAGAUUGCCCUUGUGAGAUUCCUAGCAUAGUGUUGGAUCUUGAGCGGUUGAUCUUUAAAGACUUAAUAACUGAAUUUGUGAACUGGGAGAGAGUUGGUCUGAAAGGCAGGCCUGGUAGGCGUUCCAGAAAGUUAUUUUCCAUGUAGGAGUUUUGGUAAUAUACAAAAGAUCUCUCUCUCAUUUCAUAUAUAGCUGGGUGGGUUUACUCUAUAAAAAAUCACAAUAUUUAUUGGGUAAAAAUUGAGCUCUUUGCUAGCCUGUAAAUGUCUAAUAGAGGUUCUUGACAUUGAUGUAAAUUAUAGUCGAUAGAUAUAUAAUUUGGGGGUAAUUACACUUUUCACCCACAAACUGCCACCUAUUUUUCACUUUGCAA
Carya illinoinensis is the source of this 4429-nucleotide messenger RNA. RefSeq names its product protein LONGIFOLIA 1-like. The coding region runs from base 1050 to 4202 and encodes 1050 amino acids. Lineage: Eukaryota; Viridiplantae; Streptophyta; Magnoliopsida; Fagales; Juglandaceae. Gene Ontology annotation, biological process: regulation of monopolar cell growth. The transcript has 5 exons. The record is from RefSeq and is a predicted model, not a curated record.